ACCAUGGUGAACUCUACUCAUAUUUCAUAUUUCAUACUUGGUGCCUACUUUGAAACGGGGGGUUUUAAAUACUUGUUCUUCCUGAUUGUCAUGUGUUUGUAUGUCUGUAUUAUAGGAGCCAAUGUGUUGCUGAUUGUGGUGAUCUGUGUGAACAGGAGCUUACAUGAACCUAUGUACCUGUUUCUGUGCAGCCUGUUUGUAAAUGAACUGUAUGGUAGUACAGGGUUGUUUCCAUUCCUUCUGCUUCAGAUCCUCUCUGACAUUCACACUGUUUCUGCUCCGCUCUGCUUCCUGCAGAUUGUUUGUAUUUAUUCUUAUGCAAGUAUACAGUUUUGUAAUUUAGCCGUCAUGUCUUAUGACCGAUAUCUUGCUAUCUGUUUUCCUCUGCAGUAUAACACAUAUAUGACUUCUAAAAAGGCUUCCUUUCUUAUUGCAGUGUCGUGGUUAUAUCCAUUUAUUACCAUUUGGAUUAUGGUGUCUCUGACCCUGUCUCUGCAGCUGUGUGGGAACACCAUCAACGAAGUGUACUGUGAUAACUUCUCCAUUGUGAAGCUGGCCUGCUCUGACACUACAGUCAAUAAUGUGUAUGGACUCAUUGCCACUUUUUUCUUGAUCAUGUUUCCUGUUUCUCUCACCUUUAUCUCGUACAUGAGGAUCCUCAGAGUGUGUUUCUCUGGCUCCAAACAGACCAGACAGAAAGCUGUCAGUACCUGCACUCCUCACCUCGCCUCCCUCCUCAACUUCUCCUUUGGAGGUUUCUUCCAGAUAUUACAGAGCAGGUUUGAUAUGAGCAGUGUUCCCAACAUGUUGCGCAUUUUAUUAUCUCUGUACUUCCUAACAUGCCAGCCUCUCUUCACCCCAGUUCUGUACGGGCUGAAGAUGUCUAAAAUCCGCAGCAUAUGUAAGCGUGUGCUGUGUGGUGAAGUGUAG
Molecule: messenger RNA, 930 nt
Organism: Eleginops maclovinus (Patagonian blennie)
Lineage: Eukaryota; Metazoa; Chordata; Actinopteri; Perciformes; Eleginopidae
Product: olfactory receptor 11A1-like
Exons: 1
Coding region: 4-930 (308 amino acids)
Biological process (GO): detection of chemical stimulus involved in sensory perception of smell; G protein-coupled receptor signaling pathway
Cellular component (GO): membrane
Molecular function (GO): odorant binding; G protein-coupled receptor activity; olfactory receptor activity
Source: RefSeq, a predicted model, not a curated record